This is a messenger RNA of Symbiodinium necroappetens, 1590 nucleotides long. The record is from the annotation of a GenBank genome assembly. NCBI's taxonomy places the organism in Eukaryota, Dinophyceae, Suessiales, Symbiodiniaceae.
GAGAGGAUCCAUGCUGGCCAGGGCUGGGCCGGCAACAAGCGUGAUCGGCAACGCCGCGCCUGGGCAAAGCAUGAAGGCACUGGGCUUUUCAACUUUUGGAGACGCCACAAGCGCAGACCGUCGGACGGCAAGGAGGCGAGGGCCAAGCUGAUGUCCGACCCUUCAGUUGAGAACUUCCUCCGCCUGGCUGAUGAACCAGAGCCUGGAUUCUGGUAUCUUCCAGCAGCCACGAGCGCACCGAAGCCGGCAGCCGCCAGGGUUCGUCCACCUGCACUGCGGCCAAUAUGCCAGGCCCCGUCGGUGGAGAACCUGCUCCGCUUGCGUGAGGCCGACGAAGUCGGAACCCCACGCAGUCCUGGAGAAGUGGAUGUACAAUGUUUGAAGCAUCUGGAGCUCUGCUCAUGGUUUUCAAUCUUGUCCGCAGGGAAGAGGGUGAUUUGCAAAGACGUUCGCCUCAUUGGCCGCGGCAACAUAGAGCAGUGGAUCCUCUCCUAUUUCUUCGAUGGAGCCGAUUCUGCUGCGGAGCUCUCCGAUCCUGAAGUCGUGGAACUAGACGAGCUGGUCCAGGCAGUCGCAUCUUGGGCCGCUCUCCCUUUGAGCGACAUGCCCAAUUGGCCCGGAAAGAACGAAGGCCUAAAAUGCUUCCGCCUGAGGAAUGAUCCAUUCCCAGCAGUGCAUCGUCCACUGCUGGCAUAUGUGAACACUGCCCUGGUGGCACCGGCGCUGGGUCACCAGGCACUGAGCCUCUUGGGCUUCCACCCCUACCGGUCAGGAAGCACGGAGUACUGGCUGCGACCUGCGUGCUGCGUGCAGAAGGAUUUGGCGAGCACGGGCGUCGGCCGGCCGCGUCUGCUGGAGUGUGGCAAGGCUCUGGUCUUCUGCCACGGAGUUGGAGUGGGACCUGCAAUGUGCCUCACCUUCUUGCAGAGGCUCACGAAGACCUUGGGCCAGGACCAUCCAAUCUUCCUGGUCGACACCGCAGGCAUCUCCAUGAGGUUUUCGGACGACGUCCCAGGGGCCCACGAGGUAGCUGCGAACAUCCGGAACAUGCUCCAGGUCUGGGGCCUGCAGGAGGCUCACUUCAUAGGGCACUCCUUUGGGGCCUUCGUGGUGGCCUGGGUCCUGCGCUAUGCGCACAGCUGCGUGGCAAGGACCACGCUCAUCGACCCCGUUUGCUUCUUGCUGCUCAAGGUGCUCGUUCAAGGCCACGAGCUUCAGCAGGUUCGACAUGACACCGGCAUGGACCCGAUGGAGAUUGUGCUGAAAUACUUCGUUAUGACAGAGCUGUUCAUUUGCAACUUUGUAUGCCGCUGCUUCUUCUGGGAAGAGUCGCAUCUGGACAUGCAGGACUUGGAAGGCACUGCAGCCCUCAUCGUGCUCGAGUCUGAAGAUCUUGUUGUCCCGACCUACUCCGUGCGAAGCCUCGUCUAUGCAGAGCAGCGGCGCAGGGCCAAGUUGACGGAGUCGGCGCGACCUCAGGCCCAGUUAGAGCUGCACUGGAUCGAGGACCAACCGCAUGCAGGCUUUCUGCUGGAUGCAGUGGCCAAUGAGGAAGUAUGUGAGCAGCUCCAGGCAUUCCACGAAUCGUGA